AUGGCUCCCAAGGUCUUUGUGACUGGCGUUACUGGCUACAUCGGAGGCACGGCCUUUGACAAAAUCUACAGAGCCCAUCCCGACAAUGAGUACACGAUCCUUGUCCGCAACGAAGCACGAGCCGAAAUCGUAAAGGCCAAAUACCCAUCUGUCAAGUUUGUCUACGGUGGUCUUGACGACGUCGAUGUCAUUGAGCAAGCUGCUGCCGAAGCAGACGUUGUCAUUCACACCGCAGACUCAGCCGACCAUGCCCCCAGUGCCGCGGCCAUUGCCAGGGGCUUGGAAAAGGGCCACACGCCCGAGAAGCCCGGGUACUGGAUUCACCUCUCCGGCACAGGCAUCUUGACCUGGUACGACCUCGUCAACGGCAGAGAGGGCGAACCUCCGCUGCCCGCAGAGAAAUACCACGACAUCGACGACAUCGACCGCAUCCUGAACCUCGACGACCGCGCCCCCCACAGAGACGUCGACAAGAUUGUCCAAGCUGCCGCUUCGGACUCUGUCAAGCCUGCCAUCAUCUGCCCGCCUCUCAUCUUUGGCCAGGGCUCUGGUCCCGGCAACACGGAGACCAUCCAGAUCCCUACCCUCGUCGAGAUGACUUUGCGGUCAGGCUUCGCGCCCGUCGUCGGCCAGGGCAAGAACGAGUGGGACUACGUACACGUUGACGACGUUGGCGAGAUGUUCCUGAAGCUGUUCGAGGCCACGCAAGAUCCUUCAAAGAGGAGCAACCCCGAGAUAUUUGGCCGCCAUGGCUACUUUUACGGACCAAAGGGCGUCCUCAACUUUGAAGUGAUUGCGGAGCGGGUCGUCGAGGAGAUCAAGAAGCAGGGCUUCUUGAAGGAUGUGACAAUCAAGCACGUCAGUCUGGCCGAGCAGAAGCAGCUCAAGGGCUAUGUCCCUGUUGCGGAUUCGCUGGGUCAAAACUCCAAGUCGGUGUCUCAGAGGUUCAAGAAAUACUUUGACUGGGAACCCAAGGUGGAUGCCUCCGUGGAGGACGAUGUUGCCAAUGUUGUCCGGAAUAAGGCAAAGAGCCUUGGGCUGUAA
Messenger RNA from Trichoderma citrinoviride, 1044 nucleotides. RefSeq names its product NAD(P)-binding protein. NCBI's taxonomy places the organism in Eukaryota, Fungi, Ascomycota, Sordariomycetes, Hypocreales, Hypocreaceae. The transcript is spliced from 4 exons. The record is from RefSeq and is a predicted model, not a curated record. Bases 1 to 1044 code for a protein of 347 amino acids.